This is a messenger RNA of Mycena indigotica, 1017 nucleotides long. RefSeq lists its product as uncharacterized. The record is from RefSeq and is a predicted model, not a curated record. Lineage: Eukaryota; Fungi; Basidiomycota; Agaricomycetes; Agaricales; Mycenaceae. The transcript is spliced from 2 exons. Bases 1 to 1017 code for a protein of 338 amino acids.
AUGUCGCACAUCCAUUCAACCCGUCAGGUCGACGAUGAUGAUAAGGGCGAAUUAAUCCCAGGCCAGCACCGUCGUCCCGAGCCAGUCCAAGAGAGCUCUGGGCAUUUGAAUGUGGAAUACGACAAACGGCUUCCUCUCAUUCUCCACUAUGAUAAGUUUUGCACUGAUCUCGUGAGCACGGUGGACGAUGCUCUCCGGUACUCCUCAUUCGAGUGCUACAUCUACGGUAUUUGUCAAGUCAUCUUCAACACCUUCACGCUGCGCUACGACGACAAGUCGCCAAAUCGUGAAACCUCCGUUCGUUGUGAACAACAGUACUCUUUCAUCAAGAAGUACACACAAUUGCCGAACGACCUCGUGAGGCGAAAAUACUGUACUCCCGACUUCGCUUGUGUGCGAACGGAUGCAACACCACAGCGUCGUCUCAUCUUCUUCGCCGAAAUCAAAGCCCUUGCAGCAUCCACAGAGCAGGAGGCAGUGGAUGCAUGGUUCAUCAAUCCGGACAUGGAGGCCAUCCAGGACAAGAUGCAGGCGACCCUCUCGCAAGUUGCCAACCAACUUCAUUUCGCUAAACAUUUCUUUGGCGAUGUAGCCGCAAGUGAAGGGUGGCACAUUUUCGUUGUGUGUGGCGUGUUUUGGUCCCUCCACUACAUCGAUUCGGGAACGCUUCUGCGUUCAGGCUAUCGUGCAGGAGAGGCCGCCGGACCGUCCACGCGGAGCGCCAAUGGCCAGGCCAAUGCAAAACGGUCAAAGCCUGACACCACUGCCACGACAGUCGACCUUGACACAUUCGACCCAGCUCUCGUUACCCCUAUCAGUACCAACAUCAUUGAACCAGCACAGUCCUUUUUCGAUAUGACAAUCCUUCAAGGCAGACCAACCCAUGGAAAUUGCCCCUUGAAUCCCAAUCUUGACGCCGCUUUCACAAGAAUCAUCAACCACUAUCGGUUUGCAUCAUGGAGUGAUCAUUUUACUCCCUGCAACUGGUUCCACCCGCGAGCUGCUAGUGAGGAGUAA